Molecule: messenger RNA, 1098 nt
Organism: Fraxinus pennsylvanica
Lineage: Eukaryota; Viridiplantae; Streptophyta; Magnoliopsida; Lamiales; Oleaceae
Source: the annotation of a GenBank genome assembly
AUGGAUGCAUUUGAUGAGGGUUACGCAGGAAAAAAUGAUGGCGAGGAGAUCCAACCAAAUGCACGUCCCUCCGACGACGAUUCCUACAUGGGCUACGACCCUUCGCAGCGCUAUGGUUUUGACGACGACGCCCAUGACGGAGCUCCUCCACCUCCACCGCAACCAGCCCCCAUAGCUAUGGAUGACUUUUCCGUGGAUCUCAUGAUGAACACUAACAAUAACAUGCAGUCGUCGGAGGGAUAUGGGUUCGGUGGUUCCCCGAAUCCCGAGUACUCUCCCUCGCCUUUCCAUGACAAUGGCACUGGUGGUAAUGCAAAUGGGAACGAGAAGCCGUAUGAUACUGCAGCUGACACUGAAGGGCUAUUCACGGAUCCCUCUCCUGAUGGGCCGUUGCUUCCUGACCCCAGUGAGAUGCGGGAGGAAGGAGAAGCUUUUCGUGAAUGGCUUCGUCAAAAUGCCAUUUAUCUUGAGGAUAAAGAGAAGAAGGAGAAAGAGACGAGGAAUCAGAUUAUUGCUGAAGCUGAGGAUUACAAAAGACAGUUUUAUGAAAAACGGAAACAGAAUUGUGAGACUAACAAGGCUCAGAAUAGGGAAAGAGAGAAACUUUACCUUAAAAACCAAGAGAAGUUCCACAAGGAAGCUGACCAACAAUAUUGGAAAGCAAUUGCGGAGAUCAUCCCUCGUGAAGUUCCCAAUUUUGAGAGGAGAAGAGGGAAAAAAGAAGAGGAAAAGAAACCUUCUGUUUUGGUUAUUCAGGGGCCAAAGCCCGGGAAACCCACUGACCUCACGAGAAUGCGUCAAAUGCUUCUGAAGUUGAAGCAGACACCUCCACCUCACAUGUUACCACCCCCACCCGAACCUGAGAAAGAUGGUAAGGGAGGGAAGGAUGCCAAGAAUCAGAAAGUCGGAACACCAAACGAACUAAAGGAUGGAACAGAUGCUACUCCAACAGCUUCUUUGGCUGCCGCGUUAGACAAACCCGGUUCACCUGCUAAAGAUGCAACAAAAGGCGGUACUCCUAAAACGCCCACGCCAGAUGCAUCUUCUGCUACAGGAGAUAAUAAAGAAGCCGAGAAGGAGGCUGCCUCUAUCGCUUGA